CCAGAAUCCCCUGUGUCGCGCAUGCGCAGUCGCGUCAGCAGCAUGGCCGCAGGCAGCAGUGUGGAGUGGCUGAAGAGUGUGAAAGGAGUGAUUUUAGACAUGUGUGGAGUUCUGUAUGAUAGCGGAGAGAGAGGAGGACAGGCGAUACACGGAUCUAGAGAAGCAGUGAGGAGGCUGAUGGCUUCCGGUCUGACGGUGCGUUUCUGCACUAAUGAGACUCAGAACACACGUGAGAGGUUCGUGCAGAAGCUGCGUGUGAUGGGCUUCGACAUCAGCGUCAGUCACGUGUUCUCCCCCGCGCCGGCGCUCAUUCACAUCCUCAGAGAGAGAGGCCUGCGGCCCCGCCUGCUGGUGCAUGAUGAUCUGAUCCCGGAGUUUGACGGUGUGGACAUGAGUUCUCCAAACUGUGUUGUCAUCGGAGACGCUGCGGAUAACUUCUCCUACCAGAACCUGAACGAAGCCUUCCGUGUUCUGAUUGGCCUGGAGAAACCGCUGCUGUUCUCGCUGGGUCAAGGACGCUACUAUAAGGAGACGGACGGUCUGAAGCUGGACGUGGGUGUGUUUAUGAAGGCACUGGAGUACGCGUGUGACGUCCAGGCCGAGGUGGUGGGAAAACCAUCAGCUGAGUUCUUCCAGACGGUCCUCAGUGACAUGAAGCUCCAGCCGCACGAGGUUGUGAUGAUCGGUGAUGAUCUGCUCAAUGAUGUCGGUGGAGCUCAGCGCUGCGGGAUGAAGGGUCUUCAGGUCAGAACUGGCAAAUACAGGCCGAGCGACGAGCAGCACCCGAGCGUGAGAGCCGAUGCUUACGUGGACGACCUCGCCGCCGCCGUGAACGCCAUCCUGACCGAUCACUGACCAGGACCCGACUCUAGCGAUCGAUCACGCUCUGUAGGUGAAGCUGCACUGAGACAUGAAGAACACUGUGAAAGCCAGACGCAAGCAUGCAUCAUAAACUCAGUAACACUUGUGUAUAAUGAAUUAUAAAGGUUUCAUAAUGUACAUUAUAAUUCAUUGUAUCUUUUCAUAAGUAAAUGUAACCUUGCAUUAUAACAUUUUGUCAUGUGUUUUAGUGCAUUAUACUUUCUAAAGGUGUAACAAUGACUAGAUAAAGUAUUAUAACUGUUGUUACAGUUAUUCACAAUGCAUUAUAAGCUGCAUAAUUAAUGCAUUAAAACUACUUUAUAAUGCAUUAUAUAUAAGGGCUUUAGAUAAAGUGUCUUUGUGAACUUACACUCACCAUGGUCAAUAAAAGACAUUAUUUUUGCAUGAAUGAAUUUGCUGAUAAAUAAAUGUCCUGCCAGAAAACAAGCGUUCUGUGACACUGAGGUCUAGUAUUAUUAGGGCCGUUCACACAGGGAACGCAGGGAAGGAAUGGUAAAAACACAAGGUCUUGAGAUGCAAGUUGAACUUCUUUUAACUUGAGCGCCGUGUUUUUAACAUGCAGAGCUCAUGC
Sinocyclocheilus rhinocerous is the source of this 1453-nucleotide messenger RNA. Its product is annotated as phospholysine phosphohistidine inorganic pyrophosphate phosphatase. Gene Ontology annotation, molecular function: phosphatase activity; inorganic diphosphate phosphatase activity. The record is from RefSeq and is a predicted model, not a curated record. Gene Ontology annotation, biological process: dephosphorylation. The transcript has 7 exons. NCBI's taxonomy places the organism in Eukaryota, Metazoa, Chordata, Actinopteri, Cypriniformes, Cyprinidae. Bases 22 to 855 code for a protein of 277 amino acids. Gene Ontology annotation, cellular component: cytosol; cytoplasm.